AUGGAGCAGCUUCAAACUUACUAUAGAACUGGUCUGCAAAGGCUUGAGGGCUGGUCUCAGAAUUCAUGUACCUUAUCAAGUGCCCUAUGUCUUACCAGUGCUGCCUUCGUAGUGACUGCACUCUUCUGGAAAUAUUCUUCAACUAGCACUACUACUACUACUUCUCGUGCUAAAACCAAGAAAUCUCGUAACCAGCAACAAAGAAUGACAGCCAAGACUGUUCCCUUGUCCAGAGAAUCUCACAUCGAUACCGUCUCAACGAGGUUCCAUCAAGAGUACAAACCAGGUCUUUUACAACUAGUUGGAAAAUACGAUCCAAAAAAUGAGAAAAAUAGCUAUGAUAAAAGAUACUACAAUGAAAUGUUGCUAAAACUUUUGAUCGAACUAGAUGGUAUUGAUAUUACAGCUUUACCGACGGAUGACAAGUUAAAGUUAAAGAACAGACGUAAAACCGUAAUAAAAGAAAUUCAAACCCAUUUGCAAUUACUAGAUACUUUGCCAAGAAAUUGA
Messenger RNA from Zygosaccharomyces rouxii, 510 nucleotides. It is a transcript of the gene SNL1, whose product is annotated as Snl1p. The transcript has a single exon. The record is from RefSeq and is a predicted model, not a curated record. Gene Ontology annotation, molecular function: protein-folding chaperone binding. Lineage: Eukaryota; Fungi; Ascomycota; Saccharomycetes; Saccharomycetales; Saccharomycetaceae. The coding region runs from base 1 to 510 and encodes 169 amino acids.